Molecule: messenger RNA, 2749 nt
Organism: Acipenser ruthenus (sterlet)
Lineage: Eukaryota; Metazoa; Chordata; Actinopteri; Acipenseriformes; Acipenseridae
Product: endophilin-A1-like
Exons: 9
Coding region: 129-1181 (350 amino acids)
Biological process (GO): synaptic vesicle uncoating
Cellular component (GO): presynapse; cytoplasm; glutamatergic synapse
Molecular function (GO): protein binding
Source: RefSeq, a predicted model, not a curated record
CCUGCUCACAGCAUUAGAGAGGCGUGUGUCAGGAGAUCCUAGUAGUAAGCUAAAGGCAUCGGAAAGAGGGAAUCCUCGCACCGCAACACACAGAAAAAAUAAGAAUUAUACAGAACCAGAGCGAAGCAAUGUCUGUCGCAGGACUGAAGAAACAAUUCCACAAAGCUACUCAGAAAGUGAGUGAGAAGGUUGGUGGAUCAGAGGGGACUAAACUUGAUGAUGAUUUCAAAGAAAUGGAAAAGAAAGUGGACAUUACAAGCAGAGCUGUGCUGGAAAUUAUGACCAAGACAACUGAAUAUCUUCAGCCCAACCCAGCCUCUAGAGCCAAGCUGAGCAUGAUCAAUACCAUGUCCAAGAUCCGAGGUCAGGAGAAAGGUCCUGGAUAUCCUCAGGCCGAGGCCUUGCUGGGAGAAUCCAUGCAGAAAUUCGGAAGAGAACUCGGGGAGGAGUCAAGUUUCGGCGUAGCUCUCAUCGAUGCUGGUGAUGCCAUGAGGGAACUUGCUGAAGUGAAAGACGCUCUGGAUAUGGAAGUGAAGCAGAACUUCAUUGACCCCCUGCAGAUCCUUCAUGACAAAGACUUAAAGGAGAUACAGCACCACUUGAAGAAGUUAGAGGGUCGACGUUUAGACUUUGACUACAAGAAGAAGAGGCAAGGCAAGCUUCAAGAGGACGAGAUUAAGCAAGCCCUGGAAAAGUUUGACGAGUCGAAAGAGAUCGCUGAGCAAAGCAUGUUUAAUUUGAUAGAAAGUGAUCAGAUCGAACAGGUCAGCCAGCUGGCGGCCCUGGUGCAGGCGCAGGUGGAGUACCACAGACAGGCCACAGAGAUCCUUCAGCAGCUGUCCAGCAAGAUAGAGGAGAGAAUAAAAGAGGCCUCUGCUAAGCCGAGGAGAGAGUACGUCCCCAAGCCUCGUUUGGUCAUGGAGUUCACACCAAGCGAGGACCAGAAUGGAGCAAUAACUAACAGCGGAACUGCCAAGUCACCAGCCCCAAUGGACCAACCUUGCUGCCGGUCUCUGUAUGACUUUGACCCAGAGAAUGAGGGAGAGCUGGGCUUUAAGGAAGGCGACAUAAUUACCCUGACUAAUCAGAUUGACGACAACUGGUACGAGGGGAUGCUGCACGGCCAGUCGGGAUUCUUCCCCAUCAACUAUGUGGAUAUCUUGGUCCCCCUGCCCCACUAAGCAGUAAAGAGGCUUCUUGAGCACCGACCCUGUUGCAACCAUGCUACAGCUUUGACAAGAUUAUCGGUGAUGACGACACAAACACACAUGUGUGCGUGACAUGUGCAAAAAAAAAAAAAAAAAAAGAAAAAAAAAAGGUGGCUAUGUAAUUUUAUCAUAACAAUUACCAUCAGUGUAAAACCUUUCAAUAUACAUGUGUUACAAUAAGUAUGUAAUAUUAUUGGUUUGUAUUAUAUCUUCUAGUAGGGAUGUGGCAACACUUCUGUUCCCUGCCUCCAUAAUUGGUCACUCAGAUCUUACACAACAUUGUGUUACUUCUUUAAACAGAGAAAGGGUCUGGUUGUUUAGCUGCAGUAAGCCACCAAGUCAGGGUUUGGUAGCACAUCUACCCAUGUAAACCAUUUAAUAAAAGGAAUAAUGCUCCAAUGUGGGGAAUAGUGCUCAAGCAGUAAGAUAAACCAUUGCAGUUACAUUAAGUUCUCAGUUUCAGAAGGCACUAUCGGUUGCCAAGCAGUAUACCAUCUAAAGUAUUAUCUUUUCAAACCGAGGCUUUGAAACUGCAGUUGUUUACAGUUACUUAUUGACCAUUAGAAGUAGGACUGGGCAACCAAAUUCAGAUAUUACCUUUAAUUACAUUAAAGUGUACAAAGCACAUAUGAUCCUGAAUGGCUAUUGCAAUUUCCCUAUUGUAUUUCCAUUAAAGACAAUGUGAAUGCCAAUGUUUGGUCCACUCAAAACCAGAAGUCAUAUUUUGUGUUUCACAUUUACAUUUCAGUUUGUACAUAGUCAUUAUUAUUAGAAUAGUGCAUUGUCAACGAUACAAGGGGCAAAAGGGACCCAUGGAAAACCAGGAUUAUUUGGUUUGUGGAAAUAAGGGUUGGUUUUAAAUUGUUUUAACUGGUGUGUUUUUUUUGUUUGUUUCACUGUUUCUGGGGAAGAGAUUUUGAAGUCUGUCUCAAAAGGACUUUGAACCAUUGUUGCUUAAUUUCAGAGGAGACCUUACUUAGGUCAGUACAAUACCAGUUAUACUUUUAAUAACAGGGAAGCACAAUUCUUACAUAUUAUUGGACCAUACAGUGUUGUGCUCUUGGUGUAACAUUUAGGGAGACUGUAUGUUGUGUAUUUGACAGCACAUUGAUCUGUAGUUUUUUCUUUGUUCUUCCCUUUUCUGGACAUUUCUUGUGAGUAUUUCUGCCCUCAAUGAGGACUGUACAGCUAUUUUUGUGAUCAGAAACACUUGAUUGAAAGUAUGUGACCUGUUAUUUUGUGAAUGCUUUUAUUUUCUCAUGUGUUUGUUUAUUAGUUUUUAUCUUGUCUGUACAAUAAUGUGCCUAGCUUAUCUUAUGUCUGUAAUAGUGGUAAAUGACCUUUGCUUGAUUAUUAGAUAUAAUCUAUAUUAUAUAUAUUUAUCUAAACUGUACAGAAACUUUAAGGGGGAAAAAAAUGAUGUGCUGCACAAAUGUUCUCUGCCUUUUUUUUUUGUCCUGUGUCGGAUUACAAGAAAACAUAAUGCUUGAUGUGGAAAAGGAUCUACAAUGUUGAUGAUUUAAAUAAACACUAAUACACAA